Molecule: messenger RNA, 295 nt
Organism: Racocetra fulgida
Lineage: Eukaryota; Fungi; Glomeromycota; Glomeromycetes; Diversisporales; Gigasporaceae
Source: the annotation of a GenBank genome assembly
AGGUGUUGAAGUUGCCGUCGACCAAAAAUUCUAUUAUACGGCCGGACCAGUAGUUCCGAAUCAAACAGACAUGACUUUUAAUAUUUUUAUUACACCUGAUAAUAACGCAAAGUAUUGUGACGAAGAUGGAAUGAAAAUGUUAGGAAAAAUGAAAAUUGAUUUGCCGGAUCCACACCGAGGAAAAAAUAGAUUGGUUGAGUUUACUUUAACAUUUGGUACUAUGGAAGUUAAGGCUACUGCGGUUAAUAAAAGAACUGGACAGGUUUAUGAGAGUACUUUCGUUUUAGAAUUUUGA